AAAGAUGGCGGCGCGAUCAAUGAAGUUAGUGUAGUGGAGGAACUCUAGUGUAAAAAAUUGAAAUGAUCUGGGUUUUUCUUGUUUUCGUGAGUGAUAAUAAACUAUUAUAAGCAAUGGGAAAGGGCCAGGAGCUGCUAGACGCGGCUCGUAAUGGUGAUAAGAGAACUGUUGAGAAAAUACUGGGACAAAUAACGAAAAGGAGUGGUCCUUUUCCAAGUUUAAGAAGAGGCGCUGGCGUUAAUGUUCAAGACGAUAAUGGAUACACACCACUCCACCAUGCUUGUCUCAAUGGUCACAAGGAAAUAGUUCGAUUACUUCUCUCGGUUGACGCGUCACCAUGUGUCGUGGACAAGAAAGGCGCUACGCCACUCCACCUAGCCGCGUGGAAGGGGGACUCCAAGAUAGUCGCCAUGCUCUUGGCCCAUAAGAAUCCUCCAGUCAAUAUCGAUCAGCUGACCUCGGAACACGAGACGGCAUUGCUUAUAGCCGCUCACUUUGGCUACGUGGACGUUGUGGCACAACUGAUGGCGAAGGGAGCCGAUGUGUCAGUGAGAAAUAAUAAAGAGGAGAGCGCCUUAGAUCUCGCUGCACAAUACGGAAGGUUGGAAACGGUACAGCAUCUGCUUUGCGUGAUGCCUCAACUGGUGGAGCCAUAUAAACCUCCCAAGUGUAGGGGGAGAGUAUUCUCAUCAACACCGUUGCACAGAGCAAGCAAGAACGGACGCAAGGAUGUGGUAUCGAUUCUACUGGCUGCCGGCAUAGACCCUAACAUAAGAACGUUCAAUGGCACGCCUCUUCACGAAGCCGCAUGUUUUGGCAAAGCGUCAGUGGUACGCAUAUUGCUGUCCAACGGUGCUGAUAUCAACGCGGUGGAUAGGAGAGGGAAGACUGUUUACGAUUUGCUCGCUGACUACUCCGAGGAAGCGACCAGGAGGGUCAGGAAGGUGAUAAGAGAGUUUGAGGGUAAAUCACGUAUCGCCUAUGAGAGCGAAGAGGAUCUACCACCGUUUCCCGUACAAGACUGCAGCCCUACCGGUUACCCGCCCUCCGGUAUUAUGAAAGCCCCAGAGACCCCAGAAAACACUAACACUCAUAACUUUAGCUUAUCUCCAUCUUCUUCAUAUCAGCUAACAAAAACUUCGUCUCAAAGUUUUGUUAAAAAGCUUGCUUCUAAAUGCUUGGGACUUAAAGCAAAAUUCAACUCUGCUCCUAACAUUACUAAUAAUUUGGCUAAUGAGUCGGAAGUCGAUGUGAAAUUAAAACACUGUGAGCAGAAAUCUAAUACAAACACAUUAUUAAUUGGAAAUAGUAAAUUUUUCAAAAUGCUUUCAAAGAAGGAGGAAUCCGGAGAAGUAAUUUGUAACGAUGAAUUUGACACAAUAUCUCUAGAUAGAGUAAGUACCUUACAUAGGGAUUCUGUUGUGAAUAGAAGUAAUCGAAGUUGUCCAGGAUUCAAAACUUCUUUACCUAAUAUAUCGGAAAACAAUGAGCUUAGUGAUGAAUCUACUGCCGAGUCUAUUGUUAUUACUGAAAUAAGCUGUGAUACAACUGUUACAAAUAUAAACGUUUUAACUGAAGCUAUUAAUUCUAAUGCCGUAACUGGUAGUGUAAAAUCCAAUAAAAGAAAAUCUGUUAUAUCUAACGAGUCAGAAAAUUUUGUCAAUGAAUGUUAUGAAUCAUAUGAGUUUUCUGAUCACGAGAAACCUCGUGAAAUUAAUAAACCCCAACCGCCUCCAAGACCUAAUCUGUUAGUGCGUAAAAUAAGUGACGAUAAUACCAUUUACGAAAAUGUAACUAUUACUAAACAAAAUAUUCGCCCUAUACCAGCUACUAGAACACACCUCCCGGCAAAACUUCUUGAUGAUAUAGAAAAAAAAGUUUUAUACGAAAAUGUGGCCUUGAUCCCAGUCAAGAAUCCACCAGAACAUCUAAUACCCAAGCUUAUGUCAGCACAAUUGGAAUCGGAUGAGGGAAGUACACUUUCUCGUAGUAGAACCUCAACAUUAUCUUCAGAUUCAAUGAUAGAUGAAUCUAAUUUAGAAGAUAUUUUAUUAUCACAAAAAUCCAAAUCAUUUAAACAUGGAAAAAACAUUGAAACAUAUAAGAAUAUCGCUAAGCGCGAUAUAUCUCGUACUGUUUCCAGCUCGACUGUCUCAUCUGAUAUAACUGAAGCUAGUGCAAUAGAAAAUGUCGAUUGCAGUGAUGACAACGCUAAUGAAAAAAGUAUUUAUUUAUCAAUGACCGGUACUUUGCCAAACAAAAAAACUGUUAGUCCCGAAAACAGAAAAGUGUUAUUCAGGCAUAAAACAUUCACAAACAUUGAAAUUGAUAGAAAUUCUGUAAAAGUGAAAGACUUACCAAAAUGGAAUAAUGAAAUGUUAAAAGAAACUUUAGCAAAUUACCAUAUUCGAGGUACGGGACAUUGUAUUUAUAGUGGUCCUACAGUGUCUGAAUUUAUUGAUGUGUUUAAUAGAGAUACUUUAUAUAAAGACGUUCCACCUUUUUCUAGAAUUCGUAAUAAUAAACGAGACAGUUAUUUCGAAACAGCUAUCUGCUUUUGCAAACCUAAACAUGCCAAACACCAUAAUAGUGCUGAAGAUUUACUAGAAAUAUAUCCUCACGAAGAAGAAAAAGUGACCAUUGAUUUCGAUGCACUAAGAAAAAAUCGAGAAAUGGAUAUAACUUCGUUCCGUUGUUUUUGUGAUUCAAACCAAUGUAUUUUUCAUACUGAGAAGCGAGAUAUGGGCAAUCUAGUUGUGAAAUUUUCUGCUAUUAACAAAAGUAUUUCAACACCAAACAUUACUUUAAAUAUUUCUCCUUCUUUGACAGCCAAAAGUAGUUGCAUAGUGAAAAACAAUUCAGUGCCAUCUAAUCUAGAGGAGCCAUACGCCGUAAUUAAUGUUGAAGAUAUAAUUUUGAGAAAAAAAAUUGAGCAAAAUAAUAAUAAAAAUGAUAUAGAAAGUUCUGACUAUGUUUUUAUGUCACCUUCUACGUUAUCGUCAACGACGUCCUCUGCUGUACCUUAUUCUAUAAAAGAUAUAGCGGAGGUCAUUUCCCUCGAUUCAACAUCGACAGCCACUGGCCAAUCAUGUGCUUCAGAUCGAAUGUCGCAAAUUAAAUCAAGUUCCUCGGGACACUCUGGUCAUUGGUCUUUGCAGUCGUGCCAAUCUAAUGUAACAAUAAAAUCUGACGCUUCGUUUGUGACAUGUUUCGAGGAAUCUUCGGAGGAAGAUUCCGAUCGUACUCUGCAUUCAGACGACGAAUCAUCCGAUGCCGAUACGGUAAAAUCUGACGUUAGUACAAGUAAAAGACCUUGGGUUCAUAGCGACUCUUUCAGAUUUGGCAGUAAUAAAGCUGUUAAAUACAAAAGUGAAGUGAUCGAAGAAGAGGUCGAUGUCGAUACAACAAAUACAUUGAAAGAGUCUAGUUCUAAAUUUGAAAGUGGUAUUAGUGUUGAUGGUUCGGAGAGUUCUUCGUCUGAAUGUGGAAACGAUAGUGGUGUUCCGAGGGUGGACGGGGAUGUGUCGCUUGAUGCUUCGCUUGAGCGGGGUGCGGGGGUGGGGGGUGUUCGCAGCGGGUCAGGGGGGCGGCGGCGGUGGGACGAGGCGGAGGGUACCAGCGAGGGCGAUGCGCUGAGCGUGUCCAGUGCCGCCUCUAGCUGUGCACCGCUCUAUUUGACGCAACAUCACGAGUACAACAAAGUUUCGCCCACCCCUCCCAAAAAGCCUCCACGUAGGAAUCUGUCAGUGUCUCCGACACAUGCUAAUUCACCAUCGUCCGGAUACAGUUACGAGUUAAGGCCGCACGCAAGGAGUCAAGACGACUUGGACGAUAUACCGGGUGCCAAACAUUAUUUAAAACACGGUCGCUCAGUAGACCAGUACGUAGACGGCAAGCUAACCUAUUCAGAAUACGAGGACAACCACAACUCGCCCAGAAUAGCUCCAGUGCCCAACCCUCGUCCCAGUCUCAAAAACAGAUCCCAACCUGUCGCCAUAACGGCUAUGUACGAGAAUGUUGUCAUAAAAGAACAAAACCCUAGACGCAAGUUGAGAAGGAACAAUUUCGCGCCACAGUACGAAAACUACGAGCCUAGAAUGAAUGACAAUAGGCCUAGAAAGUAUUCAAACCAAGAGAGGUCUUCUCUAGAAAGUUUAUUAGACGACCAAUCAAUGAACAGUCCGAGCGAUUGUGACAGGCAUUACGAUGGUCCGAGGGUCGAUAUACCAUUGUCGCCGACACAUUAUGAGCAACCGCCUACUCCUGAUCAUCCACCUCCGUCGGCGAAACAAGCGGAGAAUAGCAUCCACGAACGCAUAAGGCCGUUGAGUCAGGUUAGUCCUGAUUGAAUAAUUUUUAGAAGCUUUUUAUAAGUGUACGCUAUAGCACUAGUGCUUUCAAUUAGAUACGUCAUUAAAUUUUUUUUUUGGAACACAUGGCGAGUUAUCAAGCAUGUAAUUAGUUUGGUCAGUAAUAAAUGUCACAAAUAUGUUACUAUUUAAGGAUAUUUAUCAAUAUAAAUACGUUUCCGCUAAGUUAUUUUAAAAGUGAUUAAUUUGGUUCGUUAAUUUGAUCACGCUCGAAACAGUAUUAUUAAAUUGUUUAAAAAUAAAUAUACGAUUUUUCAACGAACUGACCGUUUAACUUACAAUUUAAAAGUAGCAUGUAAUCUUUAACACCUCACGAUUAUCAUUUCGAUGCAUGAUUUAUAAUAAUUUUUUUCCCACAACUUUAAUUUGAUUUCUGUUUUUAUUUUGGAACGUUUCAGCUUAUAAUGGAGGUUGUUGAAGAGAUAAGAAUUAGAAAAAAAUCACAGGGUGAUACAAUAAAGAGCUGAUGUAAAUAAUUAUUGAAAAUUGAAAAUAUAUAAUUGCCUUUCAGAUUAUAUUCUUAACCUAGUCUUUAGAAAUUAGCUAGUAAGUCUUGUACUAAAGGUGCUUUUAGGCUUAAAAUAUAUUAUGUAUUCAUGUUGUCAUUUAAAAUGUAUGUUUAUCGGAUAAGUUUUCCAUUAGGUGCUAAUUUGUUUAUUUUAGAACAUAAUUCAACUAUUUUAAUAGUGUGCCUUAUUUGAUCUGAUCAUUUGGUCCAAAGUUUCAUUUAAAAUAAAGUUGUUUUAAUAGUUCUUUUAAAACAGUAUUAGAUAAUUCGUUCGAAACGAAACGGUUCUUAAGAUAUAUAUUUUUUGUACAAAAUCGCAUUUAUAAAUUGGAUGUUUGAUAACUGAUAAUGUUUUUUUAUAAUUAUCAUAAAAUUUAAAUAUGUUUCAUGAAUUAAUGACGGUUAUAACUAGUUGUGUAGGCACAUAUAAAUACAUACAGCAGCAUUUCAGGUUUACACUUCAGAAUCGACUAAGGUUAGGGAUUAAAUUGAAUGGAAAAAUACAUGUUUUUUAAAUAACCUGAUAUGCGGCUGAUUGUACAUUUAAGUUUUACCAACAUGACAGUAUAAUAUGACAAUAACGGUAGAAUCGUAUUGUGGUAUUGUUGAAAGUAUUUCAUAAAUGAAAAUUUAUUUGUUCCAAAAAAAAUGUAUCGGUUGUUUUUUUAAUAUUACUUUUGAUUAAUUCCCAUUGAUUAAUAUUACUUUAAGUGAUGAUUUUAUUUAUAAGGUAGUCUUAUCUUACCUAUAUUUUUUUUAAAGUAUUUUGUUUCUAAUGUAAUAAAAC
Molecule: messenger RNA, 5665 nt
Organism: Diatraea saccharalis (sugarcane borer)
Lineage: Eukaryota; Metazoa; Arthropoda; Insecta; Lepidoptera; Crambidae
Source: the annotation of a GenBank genome assembly